Messenger RNA from Cyphellophora attinorum, 1389 nucleotides. RefSeq names its product NADP-specific glutamate dehydrogenase. The transcript has 3 exons. Gene Ontology annotation, molecular function: L-glutamate dehydrogenase (NADP+) activity. Gene Ontology annotation, cellular component: cytosol. The record is from RefSeq and is a predicted model, not a curated record. Lineage: Eukaryota; Fungi; Ascomycota; Eurotiomycetes; Chaetothyriales; Cyphellophoraceae. Bases 1 to 1389 code for a protein of 462 amino acids.
AUGACGAAUCUACCCAAAGAAGUCGAGUUCCAGCAAGCUUACGAUGAGUUGGCCUCCACACUCACCAACAGCACCCUCUUCGAGAAGCACCCUGAGUACAAGAAGGCUCUCGAAAUCGUCGCCAUCCCAGAACGUAUCAUCCAGUUCCGCGUAGUCUGGGAGGACGACAAAGGUGCUGUGCAGGUCAACCGUGGCUACCGUGUCCAGUACAACUCCGCACUCGGUCCCUACAAGGGCGGUCUCCGGUUUCACCCUUCUGUGAAUCUGAGCAUCUUGAAGUUCUUGGGCUUCGAGCAGAUCUUCAAGAAUGCGCUCACUGGCUUGAUGAUGGGUGGUGGCAAGGGAGGUGCUGAUUUUGAUCCGAAGGGAAAGAGCGACAAUGAGAUCAGACGUUUCUGUGUGGCCUUCAUGGGAGAGCUGGGCAAGCACAUUGGCAAGGACACGGACGUACCGCAAGUUUUAGCUGGCGAUAUCGGCGUGUCUCCUCGUGAGAUCGGAUGGAUGUUCGGUGCUUACAAGAAGAACACCAAGCUGUGGGAGGGCGUCCUUACCGGCAAAGCUCUCAGCUGGGGUGGUUCGCUCAUCCGACCUGAGGCCACAGGUUACGGCACCGUCUACUACGUCGAGAACAUGAUGAAGUACGCCUCAGGUGGCAGUGAGACAUUCGCCGGCAAGCGGGUCUCCAUCUCUGGAUCCGGCAACGUCGCACAGUACGCCGCACUCAAGGCCAUCGAGCUUGGCGCAGUCGUCGUCUCCCUGUCCGACUCAAAGGGCGCCCUGAUCGCCACUGGUGACAAGGGUAUCAGUCCAGAAAUGGUCGAGACCAUCGCCAAGAUCAAGGUCGAGCGCAAGUACCUCACCGAUAUUGCAAGCACAGACGGAUUCUCCUCAUCCACAAAGUACAUCGAUGGCGCCCGGCCCUGGGAGCACGUCGGCAAAGUCGACGUUGCCCUACCUUGCGCCACUCAGAACGAGGUCUCCGGACCCGAAGCCGAAGCACUCGUCAAAGCCGGCGUCAAAUACGUUGCAGAAGGAUCUAACAUGGGUUGUACCGCUGAGGCUAUCGAGAUUUUUGAGAAGAACCGCCAGACCAAGACCGCCAACGAGGGCUCUGUGUGGUACGCUCCCGGAAAGGCGGCCAACGCCGGUGGUGUUGCCGUGUCAGGAUUGGAGAUGGCACAGAACAGUAUGCGAAUGAAGUGGACUACCGAGGAGGUCGAUGAGAAGCUCAAGCAGAUCAUGAAGGAGUGCUUUGAGAACGGUCUGCAGACUGCCAAGACAUUCGUCACACCCAAAGAAGGCGAGCGACCAAGCUUGGUAGCCGGGAGCAACAUUGCUGGGUUCAUCAAGGUUGCCAACGCCAUGAAGCAGCAGGGUGAUUGGUGGUGA